Molecule: messenger RNA, 1607 nt
Organism: Aspergillus costaricaensis CBS 115574
Lineage: Eukaryota; Fungi; Ascomycota; Eurotiomycetes; Eurotiales; Aspergillaceae
Exons: 1
Coding region: 230-1519 (429 amino acids)
Source: RefSeq, a predicted model, not a curated record
GUCAACCUUUUCCCUUCACCUUUCCCCACAACUUAUUCAGGGACCAAACUGUCGUCACCGCAGACGCAGUUGCACUUUUCACCGUCCUCGGGUGAAUCCAUCCCUAGUGUUAAAGGCAGCUCACAAAAUCUGUUGUUGGGUUGCUUUCAGGCACACCCCGAGAUCGCCACGCGGAAACUUUUGACGCGUCUCUGUCCUUCUGUUGUAACACCGAUCGUAUAUCGAUGACAUGAUAACCGCUUCUUCGCUUGCACCUACCAACAUGGAGAUCUCUGUGGCCGACGAUAAGAUGGAGAUGGCUUCCCCCUAUCAAGGGCAUGUGGAUGACUUCGAUAUUGAUAUCGAUAUCAUGGAAGACCAGGCCUCCGUUACCGACAAAGAUAUGAUGGUAGCGGACGAAUAUUUCGAAUACGAUCACGAAGGUGCUCCCGAUGAGGAUAUGGUCGAUGAUGUUGCCGAGCCGACUAUGGUUGAUGCCGAUGAACCUUAUACCGGAGCCGACUACACCGUGGAAAUGCAGGACGAGAAUGAACGUAUUUAUGAAGCAGAAAUGCUAGAAGACGACUACGAAGAAGUCAACGAUACCCCUGUUGCUGAAGCUCAAGACGAAAUGCCGACAUCAUCCGAAGCUCAGAACCAAGCGGUGGAAGGAGCGCAAGUGCCAGAAGAGAGUGCUGCGAUGCCCGUUGAUAAGAACAAAGCUGAGCAAAAACUCCAAGAGGAGCCCCGGACGGAACAACAAAGUCAUGCAGAUGCACAUAAUGACCACCCCCAAGAUGUUGAACAACCUAUCGACCAACCAGAAGAGCAUGUCCCACAGCAGCCCGAAAUAGACACAGCCGAGUCGACCGAAAUCAAAAAGCCCCUCGAUGGUACCAAAACGGUGGAGCAACAGUCUCAUCUUGUCGCGGAACAAGACGAUCGGGAAGAGACCGCUAAUAACGCCGACCAGCCUCGGGUCCUUGAGAGCGGUCCCAGCGACGUUGAACCUCCAGCUGAUGCGUACAAGGAUCCAGCUGAAAAGCUAGAGGGUACAGUAGAAGAAGAGCAUGGGGGACCAGGUCAAGAAGGAGAAGGAGAGGAGGGGAAAGUAGAGGCAGAGGCACAGGGGGGUGAAGCAGGACAUAAUGAAGAGGAAACUAAGGUCACAGAAACUCAGGAUCGUUCUGCAGAGGCGCAAGAUGUCGAGAACCUAGUCGAGCGAGAAGCUCCGGUGACGGAACGCACGCCUCUGUAUCCGGUAAAAGUCUAUUACCAAGACAACGAGAUCUCACUGUUCCCUCCUCGGGAAGGCGACUCAUCGGAGACGUUCUUUCUCGAGGAUGAGAGCUUGGCUUUUGGGUCUUUCGGCAAACUCCUCGGUUCGUGCCGUGAGGUAUUACAUGAACAUAUCGGAGAUAAUGAGGUUCUUGUUGUAGAUGUCGAGGCCCUAAAUAUUCAACUAACCGAGGUUUGUCACUUGUGGAUUCCUACUAUUCGGCAUAUACUAAUCAUUACUAUAGGACUCAUUUCACAUUGACAAGGUCACACUACAUCAGAUUGUAGAUUUGUACCUCCGUCUUUGCCACAAUGACGGGGUGGAAGAGCCGGAAGCGCUCUAUCUUAGC